Messenger RNA from Cladophialophora immunda, 1458 nucleotides. RefSeq lists its product as uncharacterized. Gene Ontology annotation, molecular function: transmembrane transporter activity. Bases 1 to 1458 code for a protein of 485 amino acids. The record is from RefSeq and is a predicted model, not a curated record. Lineage: Eukaryota; Fungi; Ascomycota; Eurotiomycetes; Chaetothyriales; Herpotrichiellaceae. Gene Ontology annotation, biological process: transmembrane transport. Gene Ontology annotation, cellular component: membrane. The transcript is spliced from 4 exons.
AUGACAACUGAAAAGCCAAAUGCUACCACUAUGGAUCUUGUCGAAUAUGGGUCAAAAGAGGCCCCACCGCCUGAGAUCAAUUAUGCCGUCGAGAAACAGUUGGUCAGCAAGAUUGACCGAGUUAUCGUUCCUCUGGUGAUGGUGACGUAUCUCCUAUGUUUCCUCGACAGAACCAACAUUGGCAACGCUAGACUCUACGGACUCGAAAGGGACCUGCACCUAUAUGGAACACAGUAUCAAACAGCAGUUGCCCUACUUUUCGUCACAUAUGUCCUGGUCGAGAUUCCCAGUAACCUCUUGUUGAAGUAUUUCACUCCGUCCAGAUAUAUCGCCGUCCUGACCAUUACUUGGGGCAUCAUUUCUACAUUGACUGGAGUCGUUCAAAACUAUGGAGGUCUCAUUGCCUGCCGCCUUCUCCUUGGCUUGGUGGAAGGUGGUUUAUUCCCUGGAUUGACGAUAUACCUUACCAUGUUCUACACUAAGGCUGAGCUUGCACUUCGCAUUGGCUACCUCUUUGUCAGCUCUGCUAUCGCUGGAGCUUGCGGAGGAUUACUUGCCUACGGAAUCGGCUAUAUGGACGGUCUUGCCGGGCAAUCUGGCUGGCGCUGGGUUUUCAUCAUUGAAGGCAUCCCAACCGUGCUUUUUGGGUUCGCCAUCUUUUUCCUCCUUCCAGACAGCCCAGCCACUGCAUGGUGCCUCGACGAGGAAGAAAGGCAGCUCCUCAUUGCCAGACUGCGACGUCAACCGGGUUUCCAUGAGGAGCUCGAUCGAAAGGACUCUCUCCUUGCAUUCAAAGACUGGAAAGUCUGGGGAUUUGCAGCUGGUCAGUUUGGCGUCAAUGCUAUGCUGUACAGCUAUUCGAUCUUCCUUCCAACCAUUAUAAAAGGUCUUGGAAAGUGGUCCACUACACAAGCUCAAGCCUUGACUGUCCCGGUUUACGUUUGUGGCGCGAUCUGUUACCUCCUCGUGGCACGACUGUCCGACGCUCACCAACUUCGUGGCCCUUACCAGAUUGCAGCAGCCUCGACUAGUAUUGUCGGCUAUGGAUUGCUCAUUGCUCGGGUCGGCCCCGCGGUCCACUACUUUGCUACCUUUGUUAUCUCACUGGGCUUGUUCGUGGCUGUCGGUAUCCCACUGGCAUGGCUUCCUUCGAACAACCCCAGAUAUGGUAAACGAACCACGGCGUCUGCCAUUCAAAUUUCUGUGUGUAAUUGCUCCGGGAUUUUAGCACCAUUUCUCUAUCCCACCAAAGACGCACCGCACUACACUAUGGGCUUCGCUGUCAACAUCGCUUUGCUGGCUUCUGGCAUUUUCUUUUACGGGUUCAUGACGCUUUAUCUCGGUUUUAUCAACAAGCGACGCAGAGAAGGGAAGGAAGACUACAAGAUCGUUGGAAUGGGUGACGCUGAAAUCGACGCUCUUGGUGAUAGAAGCCCGAGAUUCAUGUACACGAUCUAG